GCUAGGUGGCAACCCUAGCUGCAGUCUCGACGGCGACUCUCCUGCCUUCUCUGUUCAGAAUCAGAGCUGUUUUGCUUGUGGCUCUUUUGACGAGAGGAAGAGCAAAGCAGGGGGCGUGGAGUUUCUUUAUGGCCAAGGGCAAGCUGCAUUGCUUCCUGCAGGCCUAGGUAUUGAAGAGUCUGUUCGGCUAGUCACGAUUGAAUGAGGAUAAUCAUCUGCCUGGCAAUCAAUCAGGCCGCAGGACAGAACCACCAGCAACAGAUCUCUCCAGUUGUCAAUAAGCUGCCACAAAGAUGUUGACCAAAUUUGAGACCAAAAGCAACAGGGUCAAGGGUCUGAGUUUUCAUCCCAAAAGGCCAUGGAUUCUUGCAAGUUUGCACAGCGGGGUGAUCCAAUUAUGGGAUUAUCGGAUGGGGACCUUGAUCGAUCGGUUUGAUGAGCAUGAUGGACCUGUGCGAGGGGUCCACUUCCAUAAGUCACAACCUCUGUUUGUGUCUGGAGGCGAUGACUACAAGAUCAAGGUGUGGAACUACAAAAUGCGCCGGUGCCUCUUCACGCUGCUCGGCCACCUGGACUACAUCCGGACGGUGCAAUUCCACCAGGAGUACCCCUGGAUCGUCAGCGCCAGCGACGACCAGACCAUCCGCAUUUGGAACUGGCAGUCCCGCAACUGCAUCUCAGUCCUCACCGGGCACAACCACUAUGUCAUGUGCGCGGCCUUCCACAUCAAGGAGGACCUCGUGGUCUCAGCGUCGCUGGACCAGACAGUGCGCGUCUGGGACAUCUCUGCGCUCCGCAAGAAGACGGUCUCCCCUGCGGAGGAUAUCCUCCGCCUGCCCCAGAUGAACACCGACCUUUUUGGUGGCGGGGAUGCCAUUGUCAAGUAUGUCCUGGAGGGGCACGACAGGGGCGUCAACUGGGCCGCGUUCCAUCCCACUUUGCCCCUGAUUGUGUCUGGCGCGGACGACAGACAGGUCAAGCUGUGGCGUAUGAAUGACACCAAGGCCUGGGAGGUGGACACCCUGCGCGGCCACGUCAACAAUGUCUCGUGCGUCAUGUUCCACGCGCGCCAGGACAUCAUCGUCUCCAACUCGGAGGACAAGAGCAUCCGCGUGUGGGACAUGUCCAAGCGCACGGGCGUCCAGACGUUCCGGCGCGAGCACGACCGCUUCUGGAUCCUUGCCGCGCACCCCGAGAUGAACCUGCUCGCGGCUGGCCACGACAGCGGCAUGAUUGUCUUCAAGCUCGAGCGCGAGCGCCCCGCGUACGCGAGCCACGGCAACACGCUGUACUACGUCAAGGACCGCUAUCUGCGCACGUUUGAGUACGGCACGACGCGCGACAACCCCCUGGUCGCAAUCCGGCGCGCGGGGACGAGCGGCAGCGCGGGCCCCCGCUCGCUGCACUACAACCCGGCCGAGAACGCAGUGCUCGUGUGCAGCGACCACGACGGGGGGUCGUAUGAGCUGUACAUUGUGCCCAAGGACGCGGCCGGACGGGGGGACACGCAGGAGGCCAAGAAGGGGUCCGGCAGCUCGGCGGUGUUUGUGGCGCGCAACCGGUUUGCGGUGCUCGACAAGGCGCACAACCAGAUCCUGAUUAAGAACCUGCGCAACGAGGUGACGAAGAAGGUGACCCCCCCCGGCGCGACAACGGACGCGAUCUUCUAUGCGGGGACGGGGAGCGUGCUGUGCCGCUCGGACGACAAGGUGGUGAUGCUGGACGUGCAGCAGAAGAGCACGAUCGCGGAGCUGGCGACGCCGUUCAUCAAGUACGUCGUGUGGUCCAACGACAACAACAGCGUGGCGCUGCUGAGCAAGCACGCGAUCAUCAUCGCGAGCAAGAAGCUGGCGCACAAGUGCACGGUGCACGAGACGAUCCGGGUGAAGAGCGGCGCGUGGGACGACAGCGGCGUGUUUAUCUACACCACGCUGAACCACAUCAAGUACUGCCUGCCCAACGGCGACAGCGGGAUCAUCCGCACGCUCGACGUGCCCGUAUACAUCACGCGCGUGUUUGGCAACUCGGUCUUCUGCCUCGACCGCGACGGCAAGACGCGCACCAUCCAGAUCGACACCACCGAGUUCAUGUUCAAGCUCGCGCUCAUCCAGCGCAAGUACGACCUGGUGCUCCAGAUGAUCCGCGGCAGCCAGCUGUGCGGGCAGUCCAUCAUUGCAUACCUGCAGCAGAAGGGCUUCCCCGAGGUGGCCCUCCACUUCGUCAAGGACGAGCGCACGCGCUUCAACCUGGCCAUCGAGUGCGGCAACAUCGAGGUCGCGCUGCAGAGCUGCCACGAGAUCGACGAGAACGACUACUGGUACAAGCUCGGGGUGGAGGCGCUGCGCCAGGGCAACUACGAGAUUGUGGAGUUUUCGUACCAGAAGACCAAGAGCUUCGAGCGCCUGUCGUUCCUGUACCUGAUCACGGGCAACCUGGACAAGCUGGCCACCAUGCUCAAGAUCGCCGAGAUGCGCCAGGACGUUAUGGGCUGCUUCCACAACGCGCUCUACCUGGGGAACGCCGCCGAGCGGGUCAAGAUCCUGCAGGAGGCCGGCCACCGGCCCCUCGCCUACGUCACUGCCAAGGUGCACGGCCUGACGGAGGUCGCAGAAGAGCUGGAGGCGGACUUCCAGGCGAAGGAAGAGGCGCUCCCCCCGGUCCCGGACGCCGCGAAAUGCCACCUACUGGCGCCGCCCACUCCAGUACUGCGCGAGAACAACUGGCCGCUGCUGCUGGUGCAGAAGGGCUUCUUCGAGGGGGCCAUCGAAGGAGAGGAGGCGCCGGAGCAGGAGGAGGAGAAGGGCGCGUGGGGCGAGGAGGCCGACAUGCCCGAGACACUGGACGGAGACCAAGGCGAUGCCGGCGAGGAGGUCGAGGCCGAGGAGGGCGACGACGCCGAGGGCGGCUGGGGCGGCGUCGACGACCUGGACCUCCCCGCCGGCGGCGAGACCGACGUCGGCCCCGCGGACAGCUCCUUCUUCGUCACGCCCUCGGCCGGCGUUCCGCUCACCCAGCGCUGGACCCAGAAGUCGUCUCUGGCCGGAGAGCACGCCGCGGCGGGCGCGUUUGACACCGCGUUCCGGCUGCUCAGCCGGCAGAUCGGCGCGGCCGCGUUCGAGCCGCUCAAGCCGUACUUCAUGGAGGCGUUCCUGGCGAGCCACACGUUCGUGCCGGGCGUCGCGGGCAUGCCGAGCGCGAGCUUUGGCGUGGAGAAGGGCUGGACCGAGCAGUCUGUGUCGGGCACCCCCGGCGCGCCGUCGCUGGCGUUCAAGCUGCCGCAGCUGGAGGAGAAGCUCAAGGUGGCGUACAAGACGACGACGGAGGGCAAGUUCACGGAGGCGCUCAAGCUGUUCACCACCAUCCUGCACACCAUCCCGCUCGUCGUCGUGGAGACGAGGAAGGAGGUGGACGAUGUGAAGGAGCUCCUGAGCAUCGCCAAGGAGUACGUGCACGCGCUGCGCAUUGAGCUCGCGCGCAAGGCGGCCGCAGAUGACCCGCAGCGGCAGGCAGAGCUCGCGGCCUACUUCACGCACUGCGCACUGCAGCCGACGCACGUGCGGCUCAGCCUGCAGAGCGCUAUGUCCAUCAACUACAAGCUCAAGAACUUCAACACCGCGGCCACCUUCUGCCGCCGCCUGCUGGAGCUCAACCCGCCACCCGCGGUCGCCACCAAGGCGCGGCAGGUGUUGCAGGCGUGCGAGAAGACCCCCAAAGACGAGGUGCCGCUCAACUACGAGCCCCGCAAUCCGUUUGUCGUGUGUGCGGCGACCAUGACGCCCAUUUACCAGGGCAGCCGGUCGGUGCAGAGCCCGUACUCGGGCGCGCACUACGUGCCUGAGAUGGCCGGCAAGAUCUGCGUAGUUGACCAGAUUGCCAAGAUUGGGGCUGACGUGUCCGGGCUGAUGGUUUCUGCCACCCAAGUACGAUAGUGUGCAUUAAAAUGGGUUGUGUUGUAGGAACUUUCCAUGCUUCUGUAACGAACUUCGUCCGCUGUUUGGAGACUGUCUUUGAUGCAGCAAAUCUCGAUGAGCGCACGACAGAUGAUGAUGAGCAGGCCGCCAAUUGCGCCAGACCAUGGUUAUGGGAAUGUUUUCCUGUUGUAACACGCAUUGCAGAGGUCAAAGUUCCUCGACACACUGCU
Klebsormidium nitens is the source of this 4141-nucleotide messenger RNA. The record is from the annotation of a GenBank genome assembly. Lineage: Eukaryota; Viridiplantae; Streptophyta; Klebsormidiophyceae; Klebsormidiales; Klebsormidiaceae.